UCCGCAGCUUCAUCUCCUCAGCAUCGCAGGUCGGAUCACGUGCGGGCUCUGUCACGUGAUAUCAGGUCACGUGAGGCCGGUCACGCCCUGGGCAGCUUGGCUGGGGCUGGGGCUGGGCUUCCGGGGCUCUGCGGUCCUCUGCGCUUGCGGGUGGCCUAGGAGCCCACCGAGCCGGGCGGCUGGGAUGAUGAACCGGACGACCCCAGACCAGGAGCAGGCGCCGGCGUCGGAGCCCGUGUGGGAGCGGCCGUGGUCGGUGGAGGAGAUCCGUAGGAGCAGCCAGAGCUGGUCGCUGGCGGCCGACGCGGGCCUACUACAGUUUCUACAGGAAUUCUCACAGCAAACUAUCUCUAGGACCCAUGAAAUCAAGAAACAAGUGGACGGACUAAUACGGGAAACCAAAGCCACAGAUUGUCGCCUGCAUAAUGUCUUCAAUGACUUCCUUAUGCUCUCUAAUACCCAGUUCAUUGAAAAUCGUGUAUAUGAUGAAGAAGUGGAGGAGCCAGUAUUCAAGGCUGAGGCAGAAAAAACAGAGCAGGAGAAAACUCGGGAGCAGAAAGAAGUAGAUCUCAUUCCUAAAGUCCAGGAGGCUGUGAACUAUGGCUUACAAGUAUUGGACAGUGCCUUUGAGCAACUUGAUAUCAAAGCAGGAAACUCAGACUCUGAGGAAGAUGAUGCUAAUGGACGGGUGGAACUGAUCCUUGAACCAAAGGAUCUAUACAUUGAUCGUCCUUUGCCAUAUCUCAUCGGGUCAAAGCCGUUCAUGGAACAAGAAGAUGUAGGUCUUGGAGAGCUGUCCAGUGAAGAAGGCUCUGUGGGCAGUGAUCGUGGCAGCAUUGUGGACACUGAGGAAGAUAAAGAAGAGGAGGAGUCAGACGAAGAUUUUGCCAAUCAUAGUGACAAUGAUCAAAACCGGGUAAGGCUCAUGUACCGCCCACCUCAGUCUCCCAAAGUGCUGGGAUUGAUUACAAGCGUGAGCCACCACACCUGGCCUGGAGUUUUAAUAUAUAUUUUAUGUUUUAAGGACCAGUGGAAUAUUCCUGCUUCACAGACCCACUCAGCAUCUGACAGCAGGUCUAAAGGAGAACCCAGGGAUUCUGGGACCCUCCAGGGCCAGGAGGCCAAGGCUGUGAAAAAGACAAGUCUCUUUGAGGAAGACGAAGAAGAUGAUCUGUUUGCCAUUGCUAAGGACAGCCAAAAGAAGACCCAGAGAGUGUCACUCCUCUUUGAAGACGAUGCUGAUAGCGGAGGCUCUCUGUUUGGCUCUCCUCCCACAUCUGUUCCUCCUGCAACAAUGAAAAAAGAGACUGUCUCUGAGGCACCACCUUUGCUGUUCAGCGAUGAAGAAGAGAAGGAGGCACCACUUGGAGUAAAGCCUGUGGAUAAGAAGGUUGAGAGUGCCAAGGAGUCGUCAGAAUUUGGGAGAACUGAUGUGGCUGAGUCAGAAAAGGAAGGACUUUUGACUAGAUCUGCUCAGGAAGUAGUCAAGCAUUCUGAUUUAUUUUCUUCAUCAUCCCCAUUGGACAAAGGAACCAAGGCUAGAACCAAAACUGUUCUUAGCUUGUUUGAUGAGGAAGAGGAUAAAAUGGAAGAUCAAAACAGUAUCCAGGCUCCACAGAAAGAAGUAGGAAAGGGCCGCGAUCCUGAUACCCGCCCCAAGAGCACAGGUGUCUUCCAGGAUGAAGAACUCCUUUUCAGCCACAAGCUCCAAAAGGACAAUGACCCAGAUGUUGACCUUUUCGCUGGCACCAAAAAACCCAAGCUGUUAGAGCCAAGUGUUGGGAGCCUAUUCGGGGAUGAUGAAGAUGAUGAUCUUUUCAGCUCUGCCAAGUCCCAGCCUUUGGUACAAGAGAAAAAGAGAGUAGUGAAAAAAGACCACUCUGUUGACUCUUUCAAAAACCAGAAACAUCCUGAAUCCAUUCAAGGUAGUAAAGAAAAAGGCCUAUGGAAGCCGGAAACACCUCAGGAAUCAUCAGGUCUCGCUCCAUUUAAAACCAAAGAACCAUCCACUCGGAUCGGGAAAAUACAAGCAAAUUUAGCGAUCAACCCAGCGGCCUUGCUGCCCACAGCGGCUCCCCAGAUCUCUGAAGUAAAGCCUGUUUUGCCAGAAUUGGCUUUUCCUUCAUCUGAACACAGAAGGAGCCACGGUCAGGAAAGUGUGCCUGUUCUUCUCAGGAGUGGGGAGGCCGGUGUGAGUUUUGAUCUUCCAGCUCAGGCAGACACCUUACACAGUGCAAACAAGAGCCGUGUCAAGAUGAGAGGGAAGCGUAGACCGCAGACCCGUGCAGCUAGGCGGCUGGCUGCCCAGGAGUCCAGUGAGGCUGAGGACAUGGGUGUCCCCAGAGGACCCAUUGCACAGUGGGCUGAUGGUGCCAUUUCCGCAAAUGGCCAUCGGCCACAACUCAGAGCAGCCAGUGGAGAAAACAGCACUGAGGAGGCCCUGGCAGCUGCCGCUGCACCUUGGGAAGGUGUUCCUGUGCCUGGAGUGGACAGAAGCCCCUUUGCAAAGUCUCUGGGUCAUUCCAGAGGGGAGACUGACCUUUUUGAUUCUGGGGACAUCUUUUCCACGGGCACUGGAUCUCAGUCCAUGGAGAGAACAAAACCCAAGGCAAAGAUAGCUGAGAAUUCUGCCAACCCGCCAGUGGGUAGUAAAGCAAAAAGCCCCAUGUUUCCUGCUCUAGGCGAGGCCAGCAGUGAUGAUGAUCUCUUUCAGUCUGCGAAACCAAAACCAGCAAAGAAAACAAAUCCCUUUCCUCUCCUGGAAGAUGAGGAUGACCUCUUUACAGAUCAGAAAGUCAAGAAAAAUGAGACAAAAUCCAGUAGUCAGCAGGAUAUCAUAUCAACAACACAAGAUAUUUUUGAGGAUGAUAUAUUUGCUACGGAAGCAAUUAAACCCUCUCAGAAAACCAGAGAGAAGGAGAAAACACUGGAAUCCAAUUUAUUUGAUGAUAAUAUUGAUAUCUUUGCUGACUUAACUGUAAAACCAAAAGAAAAGUCCAAAAAGAAAGUGGAAACCAAGUCUAUAUUUGAUGAUGAUAUGGAUGACAUCUUCUCCUCUGGUAUCCAGGCUAAGGCAACCAAACCAAAAAGUCGAUCUGCACAGGCCGCACCUGAACCAAAAUCGGAACAUGAGGUGUCCAACAUCUUUGAUGAUCCCCUGAAUGCCUUUGGAGGCCAGUAGAGCAUACAGGGUAUCCACAUGUUAUCCUGCAGCUACAUUGUUGAGUUAGUGUUGAUGAUGUAUAUGCUUAUGGUCUUAACUGGGUUACAAAAAGCAAAUACUAGAACAGCUAGCUCAUCUUUUACCCAAUGUACUUAGUAUUUUUCUGCACUGGUUCAAUCAUGCUUAAUACUACAAAACAAAAAUAAGUAUUUCACAGUGGUUGGUUUUGUUUUUAAACCAUAGUUUGAUUUAGUUAGCCUUGCUGGGGCCAUAAUAUGCUUCAGAAGGAUGUGUAAAAGAAGCAAUCUCUUUGUGGCUUUCAUGGGUAAUCAGGGAAUCUCAGAGAUAGCAAAUGCCACAUGACCAGGAGUCUUUGUUAUAUGGAUGGGAACCCUAACUUAGGGCCUGGGCAGGUGAAAGAGAAAGAAAGUGAGAGAUUAUACUUCAUGAGUCUUAGCAAUAUGGGAGCGGGUUUUCACUGAAUUCUGAAGGUGCCUCUGCAUGUCCUCCAAGGCAGGGUUUGGCAAACUGUGGCCCCCCACUGUCGUAUUUUGUUAAUAAAAUUUUAUUGGAACACAACCACA
Messenger RNA from Piliocolobus tephrosceles (Ugandan red Colobus), 3747 nucleotides. RefSeq names its product WASH complex subunit 2A-like. Lineage: Eukaryota; Metazoa; Chordata; Mammalia; Primates; Cercopithecidae. Gene Ontology annotation, cellular component: WASH complex; early endosome. The record is from RefSeq and is a predicted model, not a curated record. Gene Ontology annotation, molecular function: phosphatidylinositol phosphate binding; retromer complex binding. The transcript is spliced from 20 exons. Gene Ontology annotation, biological process: protein localization to endosome; retrograde transport, endosome to Golgi. The coding region runs from base 185 to 3181 and encodes 998 amino acids.